GUGAUCCUCAGCUGAGUCACUUGUAGUUCAUGUCUAGUUUGAACAAUAGUCUGUAAAAAUUAUCUGAAAAAUCUUUCAAACACGAUGAGAGUUUUUGUGCUAUUGCUAUUACCAUUGAUGAUUGAGGACUCACUCCAAGAUUCAGAUUCCAGAACCAUUUUACCAAAAACAUAUCCUGGAAACUUGUCAAACGGCUCACAGUCCUCCAACUCAACCUUCCCGGAGCCUGUGAUAAACGUCAACGAUGUCAUCAUCAAUCACACCACAGGAACGGUCAGCACUAGGAUCAUUCCAUCUGCGUACAUCCUAGCCAUCCUCAUCGGGAUCCCCUCCAAUGUCUAUGUGCUAGUCUCCCUUAGCAGAAGAAAGAAUCUUUCCAGCUGUCUCCUAUAUUUCAGCCUAGCGGUGUCCGACCUUCUCUUGCUACUUUCUCUCACACUCAGAGUCCACUAUCACCUCAGUAACAAUAACUGGAUGUUUGGAGAGUUCGCCUGCAAGAUAGUGACUGCCUGCUUUUAUGGGAACAUCUACUGCUCGAUCCAUGCCCACAUGUGUAUUAGUUUGAUGCGCUACUUUGCAGUGGUCCGUCCAUUCCUCUACAGGACAAUGCUGAAAAUACACUACGCAAUCUACACCAGCUUAUCCAUUUGGAUCGUUUUUGCAAUUGCCAUGACACCUGAGUUUCUGGUCCAGCAAAGCUACCGUGUCUUUGGGCAAGAGCUGGUGACGUGUCAUGAUAUCCAGUCCUAUGAAGAAGCUUUCAACCGAGCGUUGAUUCCAUACAGACUGAGUCUGAUCUGCCUGGGGUUCAUCGCACCAUCACUGGUCAUCGCCUUUGUUUAUGGAUCUAUCAUCUACCAUCUAAAUCGUUCCAGUUAUGACUGGAAACAGUACAUGAAGGCCAGCACGCUGGUGUUUGGGAUCUUUUUAGUGUGCUUUGCCCCAUGUAAUGCACUUCUUUUUGCACACUAUGUGAAGCUGUACACUCAGGAGGAGUAUGACUUGUAUUAUUACUACAGAGCAGCAGUAUGUCUGUGUUCUUUCCACAGCUGUCUGGACCCCUUCCUCUCAUAUCUCCUCACAAAGACUUCAACUUCCCGAGUCAAGUUUAGAUCCUUAAAGGCUUUGUUCCCCGAAAAACUAAAAUUAUGUCAUUAAUAGCUCACCCUCAUGUCGUUUGACACCCGUAAGACCUCCGUUUAUCUUCAGAACACAGUUUAAGAUAUUUUAGAUUUAGUCCAAGAGCCUUCU
Carassius gibelio (silver crucian carp) is the source of this 1251-nucleotide messenger RNA. Its product is annotated as proteinase-activated receptor 3. Gene Ontology annotation, cellular component: membrane. Gene Ontology annotation, biological process: blood coagulation; thrombin-activated receptor signaling pathway. Bases 85 to 1158 code for a protein of 357 amino acids. The record is from RefSeq and is a predicted model, not a curated record. The transcript has 2 exons. Lineage: Eukaryota; Metazoa; Chordata; Actinopteri; Cypriniformes; Cyprinidae. Gene Ontology annotation, molecular function: oxysterol binding; thrombin-activated receptor activity.